Molecule: messenger RNA, 2284 nt
Organism: Notothenia coriiceps (black rockcod)
Lineage: Eukaryota; Metazoa; Chordata; Actinopteri; Perciformes; Nototheniidae
Product: alpha-actinin-4-like
Exons: 2
Coding region: 26-385 (119 amino acids)
Molecular function (GO): calcium ion binding
Source: RefSeq, a predicted model, not a curated record
GUGUGUGUGUGUGUGUACACACAAAAUGCUGUCUCUCCUGGUUAACCUGUUGUUUCUCGGUUGCCAGGGAGACAGUGAGUUUGCUCGCAUCAUGAGCAUAGUGGACCCAAACAACAGCGGAGCCGUUACCUUCCAAGCCUUCAUCGACUUCAUGUCCAGGGAAACGACUGACACGGACACUGCAGACCAGGUCAUCGCCUCCUUCAAGAUCCUGGCCGCUGACAAGACCUUCAUCACGGCCGAGGAGCUGCGGAGGGAGCUCCCCCCCGACCAGGCGGAAUACUGCAUCGCGCGCAUGGCGCCCUACACGGGGCCCGACGCCGCCCCCGGGGCCCUGGACUACAUGUCCUUCUCCACCGCCCUGUACGGAGAGAGCGACCUGUAGAGGAGGGCUGCACAAACCAGUGGGGGGAGGGAGGGGGGUGUAGAGAGUUACACUCUGCGUAGAGAAGAGGCCAGAAAGUGAGCAAUUGGAAGAAUUUGAUUGGUGGUUGUGAGGUGCCCCUGCGUGUGCCGUUUUAGAAAGGAUCAGGAGUGUUUGAGAAUGAGCGUGUUGAUUGGACUGUAGUUAGGUGGGCCGGGGUCGAAUGUUUUCCAAACGCAUCCAGAGUAAUCCAUUUGUCGUAAAAGGUAUUUGAUGAACGGGCAUAUCCAGGGGCAGCUGGGGGACAGUUGCUCUGUAGUGCGGGUCCUUAGCUUCACCCUCUCUGCCUUUGUGGAGCUAAACUGGGGAGGGGGGGCACAAGCUAAUUUGAUACUUAUGCUAUGUUUUGUUUAUUUUAUUAUAAUUUCUUUCUUCUUGUCAGCUGAGGGGGGGCAGGUUGGUGUGGGGCUUGAUGUGGCGACUGGCAAGGUUUGUGUGUUAGAUCCUAGAGAUAUAUGCUGCGGGGUCAGAAGGAUGGGAGGGGGGGUGUUGACCAACCAGAGAUAAAAUGACAUAUUUACCCAUAAUUCCCACGUGGCUGGAUAAGGUCACCUGUCUAACCUCAGCUCUUUUCCUCCUCCUGUCUUUGUUAAUUUGGUGGGGUGGGUUUUGGGUGGGGUUGGUGAUUGGUGCAGAUUGGGGGGGGGGGCCCAGCGCUGUACAUACUUUUUUUCCCAGUGCGAAUCAUGUCAUACACAGUUCGAGUUGUUGAGAAUAAUUGAUGGCAGGCUUUCCAGUAGAGGGACAUAUAUUAAAAAUAAAAACGCUGACAUUUUAAAGCCAAUGAGAGCGACACAGAGCAGUUUCACCAGUGGAUAGGUUUGAGCUUCCAGAAGUCUUUUUUUCUUCAGCUUUCUUUUUCUCUGUGCAAUGGAAAUAAUCGUGGAAAUAGUUGGUAGCCAUGAAGUGGAGCCUUAUGUACCUAAAGGCCUUCCCCUGUAUAAAUCCCAUGACAAGCAUCACCAUAAUUAUAAACAAAUAUUUGCUUCUGUGAAACUAUUCUCCUCCUGGGGUGGGCUAUAGGUGCUUAUUUAAAUAAAAACAAUUCUACAUUUAUAUGAUAGGUAAGAUUGUAGUGGUCAAAGUUAGUCCAGUUUUAUAUACAAGAAAUAAUGCAGAAUUAUAUACACGUCAUUUCAUUGAGACAUUGACUUCCUAGAUUUUUAAGAGCUACCAUAGUAAUGCGCUGUGGAGCUCCCCCCUUAAACAUUUGGAAAAAUGGUGGAAGAAAACAAAUAAAUGUGCCUAAUGGUGGCUAGAGCCCUGUCCCUCGCUCUUACUCUCUCCUAAAGUCAGUCUCCCACUUCUUCCCGUUCUCUCCCCCAUCCCUACACCUGUCCCUGAAGAAAGGGGAAAGAAAAUAUACCGCAAAGAAGGGGGAGGGAAAAGAUCGGGGAGGGUUCUUUAUGUAAACAUUCCAUUAUGUGCAAGUAAAAAAAUACUAGAAAAGGAAAUUAUGUAAAAAAGAAAACUAUGCAAUCAUAAUGUGUUCAAUAUCUGAGCUCUGGGUGUUGUGGGCAUCAAUCAGGCCCUUUCUGGGAAAGCUCUGUCUAAAUUCCAGGAUAACUGAGUCCUCUAGUGUUUGUUGGCUGUUACGGGGGAGAGGAGGGGGAGACUCAGGGAGGGACAGACGGGGAAGGAACUGAGAAGAAAAGACUUGGACCAAAAGCUUGUUUCUCUUCUUUCUUUCGCUUUUUUUCCUUGUGACGUUGGAGAGAAAUGAACUCUGGAAUUGUGAUUUUCCUUUUUUUGUACUCUUUAAUAUCAAACCUUAUCUGCUGUACUGGAAACUGCAACGCCUUCUGUCUGUAAUGAUAAGUGAGUUUCACAAAGCACACAUAAAAGUUUCCUUACAAAAUA